Messenger RNA from Cladocopium goreaui, 1668 nucleotides. NCBI's taxonomy places the organism in Eukaryota, Dinophyceae, Suessiales, Symbiodiniaceae. The record is from the annotation of a GenBank genome assembly.
AUGGAUCGCUGCCCUUCUGCGGUUGUCACUUCCCAGAGAAAGGUUUGUCCGCAGUGUCGACAACCUUUGAAGCAGGCUAGACCAGGCCAGUCCGGAGCAGUGGGCGCCCAAAUCAUAGCAGAGCCUGACAUUAUCGCGGCUUGGCAUUUAUCCAGCUCUUGCCCUGCCUCCUGUCAGCAGGCCAGGUACUGGUGUGGCUUCGUCGAAUUUCGCAUGCUGCGGCAAAAUAAGAGGUGCACCUUGCGCAAAGAGAUUGACUUGCCUGAUCCGGACUAUUUCUUUCUCAAUUCUAGAACUGGUUUAGCAAGAUCUUGGCUCCGACGCUGGCGGUACAGAAUGUACCUUCACAGGGCCAGUUUUCAAGGUGAAGGCAUUUUGCUUCGACUGCUGAAUGCUGCUGUUCGAUACCACAUCCGCCAUCAGCUCCGAGAAGGUUGGCUUCGGGAGAUCCUCUGCCGUCGAGCUGCGGAAGCUGGCGUUGACGUGUCCAAGACGCUGCACGAGCAUGUCUUGAACGGCACGGCCGAGAAGCUCAUUGCAGCCAAUUGGAUUUGGUAUGAACCCCUCAUGUUUGCCAGGCGUUUUGCUCAGAUGCAAGCUGCUGGAGACAGACAGGACAUCCUUGCCAUAGACGGGAACUGCAAGCUGCACAGACGCACCUGCGGAAUGCCUUUUGCAGAAGUCGUCCCUUCUCCUCACUUGAACAAGCUGCUGCUUCGAGGCUGCAGCGCCAGACCACAUGGCCGCGACACGCUCUGCUGGAAGCAUGCGCACGACAGGGAUCGUCCCCAACAGCAUCGCGCAGAAACUAUUGCCCGCCAUCGCCUCAAGAAGGCUUUGCAUACUGAUGGUGAUGUGUGCCACUUUGAAGUCCAGCUUGAAGGGUUUCGUGGCUGGCAGCCAGCUUGCACUAUCAAAGAAGAAGUGUUGGCCAAAUAUUUUGCCUCCCAAGCUGACAAGAACAUUCGGAGAAGAAGGCAGUGCAAAGUUGAGGCCCGCGCUCAGAAGUGGACAGGCCUUAGACCACGCAGAGCGAAGACUUUCUUAGCACCAUGGCAUUCUGCCCAGCCUCGAGAGAAAAGCACUUGCGGGACCCACAAAGAGGGUCGCAAAGAUGCCCAUGCUGCCGCACGCACUGCUGGUUUCCUUUUUGCUGUCACCGAGUCCGGCUUGCUCCUGGAUGUCAUGGAGCUUAUUGGAGCAGAAUCAUUGUCGCAACGUUUUCAUUUCGCUGCCCAAUGUGCGCACAGGUUGCCCAGUCUCACAUGCAUUGUUCAUGAUGACAGCUGCCACUUGAAAGCUAUGUGUCUGCGCAACCAAGCUGAUUCUCCUGUGGCAGCUUGGCUGGCCAAUUUUGACUUCAUCAUUGAUGAGUUUCACGCUGCAGGACAUUCUGGUGCAUGGUGCAAGGAGACAUGCCUGCCAAGUCUGCAGCGCAACAAGGAGGUCCUCAAUGGCUUCCCCACUGAAAUCGCUGAAAGCGUGAACUCGCAAUUCAGCCCUUUGGGCCAUUGCUUUCAUCAUUAUGGACCUUGGUUCGCGCAACUCGUCUUGCAAGAGCUGGCAGAUGUCCACAACCUCUCCCGACUGCAGUCGCUGCAGGACAAGAAGCGUGGCUCUGAGAAGAAGCGCAAGCGGGAGGUUGCAGCAAGUGCUGCUGAUAAGUGA